UACAGGUUCUGAGAUUUCUGAUUUCAUAUUUUAGUUACUUUUGGUGUCUUCGUUACAAUGUUCAUCACACUUGUGAUGUUAUUUAAUAUCUUAUCUUCUGUGACUAGGAAUCAUUUAGUUUGGUUAAUUACUUAAUUUUGUUCAUGAUUUUUGUUAGCUUGAUUUUGAAUUUUGUUUGCUGUGACUUGGAAUCAUUUUGUUUGCUUAAUCUCUCUCUGUCUUCGCCGGCAGUUCCGUCUCACUCUGUCAUCGCCGUUCAUCUCUCGCCAUUUCUCGCCAUCAUUUUGAAUUUUUUUUUACUGUGACUUGAAACCAUUUUGUUUGCUGUGAUAUUGAACAUUUUCCUUUGUUAGAUACUUUGGUAGUUGACAAUUAUGACAUGCUAGAAUUAUCAGAGGGAGAUAAUGAUCAACAUUCCAAUUUGAGGUAAAGGUUCAAUAUUUUGUAUCUAUGCCAAAUUUGGUGACCUUGCCCUUUGGUUUCAAGGAUCUAUGAAGCCAUUACAGUAUUUGUUGGUUUCAAGAUGAAUCAAUCUUGUAGUGCUUCUUGAGUGACUACCAACUAUGGGUUCACUUUAAUUUUUGUUGCUGAUGUGUAUUUUGAUUCAGAAAUCAGAAUUAUGGGAAUUGUUGCUAGGAAUUGUUGCUGAUUUUCUGAUUAUGGUAUUGAAAUGAUGUUGUUGCUGAUUAUGGGAAUUGUUGCUGAUUUUCUUAGUUUUGAUGAUUAGUACUUUUGUUAAGUUGAAAAUGGUUGAUUUUUUUUGUUGGUAGAACAUUAUGGGUGUUAUUUAGGUGUGUCUUGAUCUAUUUUAGUUAUAAAUUUUGAUGUUUGAAAUUAUUUAUGAAUUUUUAUUGAUAAAUUAUGUAUAAUUUAUUAUGUGAAAUUGAGAAAUUUUUAAUUUUAUUAGUUUAUAAAUGAUUUAAUUUAAAUAUUUAAAAUUAUAUAUUGAAUUUUUAAUAAUUUUAUUUAAUAUUUAAUUAAACCGGUUGAACUCUGGUUGAACUCCGGUCGAACCAUUGAACCAGUGAACCAGUCACCUUACCGGUUCAUUGACCGGUUCGGUUCUCGCAGCCUUGGUUAACAUACUCACCCUAAGUUUUAUGCAUGAAUGCAAAUUAUAGCGACAUAACAUGUAUAACUUUCGUUAUAAUCAGGUGAGUGCCACAGGAAGGAAGUCACAUCCAGUACGUCCUGGCAUGUUUCUUGAGACCGUCUCCAGUGAAUUUGAAGUGUCGCAGGUUUUACCCAUGUGAUCAUCUUAUUAAAUUAGAGCUUAACUUGACUGCAACAUCAUCCUCACUUGGGCUGAAACUACAACCAUAUUCAUAGGCUCAUAGAAUCGGGAGUAGUAACAGAAACACAGACACAGUUGAUUCUGAAUGAAGACAGCAGGGAGCAUAUUCCUAAGGACUCACUUCCCCACUCCAACUAAGCUCCUCUUCCUUCCUCUUACAAAUCCCAAACACUCCCUCUCCCUAAUUCCCAUUUCCAUAUCCUUCACCUGCUUCUCAUCCACCAAUCCCAAACCAAUCUUAUACGGACCUUCCCUCCACAAAGGAACCGCUCCUACACUUCAACGCCCCCAAAACGACACCCUUCUCACCCUCCAUGAAGAUGCCUUCACUCGCGUCUUCCACCUCUCCGCCCUCCGCGUCCCCUCUGCCCACUGCUCCGCCUUAGAGAGACGCCUCCGCGGCCACCUCCUCAACUGGCCUCGUGUUCGCAACAUCGCUCGCGUCCCCGGUGAUGACCUCGAUCCUGACCUCGCUUCGCUAGUUACCUCCGGAGAAUCAGGAGGAGGAGAAGGACACGUGUCGUUGCAGCGACGGAUUUACGGCCAAGCCGAGGGAGACGGCGACGUUUUGAGCCCGGUUCUGUACAGAGAGAAGCUCGCAAGGACGUUCAAUACGCGCGGCUUCGUGAAGUUCAGGAACCUGGCGAAGAUAUCGAGGCCGCCGAAGAGGAAGAAGAAGAAGAAGGAGGAGGAGGAGGAGGAGGAGAAGGUGAAAGUCGAGAGGUGCACGGGGAAGAAAGGUUUUGCUACGGUGGAGGUUGUUGAAGAGGACGAUAAUGGAGGGGGUAUUUUGGGGAAUUUGGUUGAGGAGGAGUUUGGGAGGGAGAAGUGGAGGGGCUCCACGAGGUUGCUGUUGCUGGAUGAACGGUAUGCCGGUCGCGGCGUCCAAGACUUGCCUGAGGCUAUCAAGGCUGUAUUAAAGGAGUAUGCCGAAAAGAGUGCAAAUUUGACUUUUGAGCUAGUUAGGUGCAAGUUGACUCUGUUUUAUGAUUAUUGGCAGAUGAAUGAGAUCCUGGAGGUCUUGCUACCUGAUGGUGUGGUUGUUCCUUCAGCUUUUGAGACCGUUGGUCACAUUGCACACCUGAAUUUGAGAGAGGAACAUUUACCAUACAAAACACUCAUAGCAAAGGUUGUUCUGGAUAAAAAUAAGCCAAAGAUACAAACAGUUGUGAACAAGAUUGAUUCCAUUCAUAAUGAAUACAGGACCAUGCAGCUUGAGGUUCUAGCAGGAAACCACUCUCUAGUUACCACAGUUGUUGAGAACGGAAUACGCUUUCAGGUUGACUUAGCAACAGUAUACUGGAGUUCUAGGCUUGCAACUGAAAGACAAAGGCUUCUGAGUGGUUUUACACGGAAAGAUGUUGUCUGUGAUGUUUUUUCUGGAGUUGGUCCCUUGGCCAUAUCUGCAGCAAAGAUAGUUAAGCAUGUUUUUGCUAAUGAUUUAAACCCAUUUGCAGUGGAGUAUCUGGAAAGAAAUAGUGUUCUAAACAAACUUGAAAGGAAGAUUGAGCAGGUAAGAAGUGCGGGCAUAAGCAGGAAUUUUCAAAGUGUCUCUUUAGGAUUUGAAGUAUUAUUUGUGUGCUACACAAUGGUCUUUAACAUGGAUGGGAGAAGGUUCAUUAAGGCUAUGUAUGCCAGUGAUAAAGCUCAAUCAAUCACGCAAGUGGUUAUGAACUUGCCAAAUGAAGCUGCAGAAUUUUUAGAUGCAUUUAGGGGAAUAUAUAAAGACAGACCCAAGGACACGGAAUGCAACUUGCCAACGAUCCAUGUUUAUGGAUUCUCCAAAGCGCAAGAUCCGGAAUUUGAUUUUCACGAGAGACUAAGAAUUGCCCUGCUAGAGGUCGCAGUCGACGUAGAAAUGCGACGUGUACGACUUGUGGCGCCCGGAAAAUGGAUGUUGUGUGCAUCAUUCGUUCUCCCUAGAAGUGUAGCAUUUGCUAAUACUGCAAUUGAUACUUAAAUAUUUUUUACUGUCAUUUAGCCACAUUGCAUGGAGAAAGUUUUGUUGCAUUACAUUGGUUGCCCCAUGCCCAGAGCGAAUAAUGUACAUAUGUUGUAACAUGUAUUUUUCAAAAUCCAUACCAGAGCAUAGCUUUGUUUAUUUAUUUAUUUUCUUAGGAUGUUUGAAAUAAAAGUCCAAUAACAUGCAUUUAUUGAAUUGUAAGAGCUGCCGGUGGGUUCUUUUCGAGUUGAAGUUGAUUUAUCUUAUUCAAGAGUGGUUCCAUGAUCGACCCAAAUGCUGAUACUGCCAGUUCCUCAUAAAUAACAUCAUUUUUCCUCAGCAAAAAAA
Arachis stenosperma is the source of this 3584-nucleotide messenger RNA. RefSeq names its product tRNA (guanine(37)-N1)-methyltransferase 1-like. NCBI's taxonomy places the organism in Eukaryota, Viridiplantae, Streptophyta, Magnoliopsida, Fabales, Fabaceae. The record is from RefSeq and is a predicted model, not a curated record. Gene Ontology annotation, cellular component: cytoplasm. The transcript is spliced from 12 exons. Gene Ontology annotation, biological process: tRNA N1-guanine methylation. Bases 1380 to 3254 code for a protein of 624 amino acids.